Molecule: messenger RNA, 4395 nt
Organism: Leptidea sinapis
Lineage: Eukaryota; Metazoa; Arthropoda; Insecta; Lepidoptera; Pieridae
Gene: Fem-1
Product: protein fem-1 homolog B-like
Exons: 14
Coding region: 219-2195 (658 amino acids)
Molecular function (GO): protein binding
Source: RefSeq, a predicted model, not a curated record
UCACGAUUCACAUUUCACGAAAUUCACGAAUCUCGAGAAGAUUUAAGAUUCAGGAGUCAGGCCUUGAGUUUUAUUUCACAAUUGUGAAAAAUCUAUACAUUUAAUCCGUAUCCCAGAAUUAGCAAUUGAUUUUUCAUUAGGCGUAUUUUUAUCAUUGAUUUAAUAAAUAGGGAUUUACGUUUAAGAUAAGCUGUAAAAUUUGCUGUUUCUUUUCGAAAAUGGAAAAUAAAUUGGUUGCGGAUGACUUAUCCAGCAGUCUUCGUGAAAGAGUCUUUUUUGCAGCUCGUGAUGGAAUGGCUCUCACACUUUAUGCUCUAAUAUAUGAAAAAAGCACAGAAGAAAUUGACACACUUCUCAAUCGAGAUGUAUGCUGUGACGGAGUAAAGUGCACACCCCUUAUUGCAGCAGCACGACACGGUCGGGACGCCGCUGUCAGGAUACUGCUGGAGAAGUUCAGCCCACCUGUCACCCUGGAGCGAGAGGGCACUGUAAAGUUUGAUGAAUACGUAAUUGUAGGAGCUACAGCACUCUGGUGCGCGGCGGGCGCUGGUCACCUGGGCAUUGUGAAGAGACUGGUGCGGGCAGGAGCUGACGUGAACCAUGCCACUGAGACCCUCAGCACCCCGCUCAGAGCCGCCUGCUUCGACGGCCGCCUGGACAUCGUCAAGUACCUCGUGCGGCACGGCGCCGACAUCCACAUUGCCAACAAGUACAACAACACCUGCCUGAUGAUCGCCGCUUACAAGGGCCACCUGGAAGUCGUACAGUUUCUACUGGACAGCGGCGCUCGGGUGGAUGAACGCGCCUUGUGCGGCGCGACUGCGUUGCAUUUCGCAGCCGAGUGCGGACACGCAAGUACCGUGAGCGCGCUCAUCGAUCACAACGCGAAGAUACUCACCAACCAGAAUGGUAUGACCCCGCUGCAAUGCGCCGCCGAACGCGCACGUGCUUCCGUCGUGGAGUUAUUGGCGAGUCGCGGUGACGUCACGCGCGCUCAGGCUAUCGAGGCCUACGAGUUACUCGGUGCUUCUUUCGCGAACGACAAGGAAUACUACUGCUUAAGGUUGGCAUACCAGUAUCUGCACCGCGCUAUGGCGAUGCGAUAUGACUCGCGUUACGACGUGAUGCUGAAGGAACCUGCCGACCCAAUACCGGCCUACGACAACUGGAGAGAGAGCACCACCUUAGAGGAAGUAGAGCGGCUCCACGGCAACCCGCACGCGCUGCACAUGGAGGGUCUGACCGUGAGAGAGCGCGUGCUGGGACGUAGCUGUCCCGACCUGCCGCACCCCGUCGUGUUCCGCGGCGCCGUGUUCGCGGACGAGGCACGCUUCGACCGAUGUCUCGCGCUCUGGAGGCACGCGCUAGAGCUGCGACAUCUCAACUCGGUGUCAGUUGUAAAGGAUCUGCUGAGGUUUGCGCAGGUCUUCUCGCAGAUGAUACACAUUGGUAUUGAACUUCCACUGUCGCAGGUGUGUUUCGUGUUGGAGGCCUGUGCAGAAGAGAUCCGACGAGGACACAAGCGGCUGGAGAAACCGCAGGCUAAUCAGGACCUUGAGGCGCUAUUGGAUGAGUACGAGAGUAACGUGAGGACCGCGUUGUACCUGGUCGCUGUUGCUGCUAGGCUACUAGAGAAUAAUAACAAUAGCGAGGUAAUAUCGCUAGACAUCCGCAGAGCUGUGUUCAGUCUUCGCAAGGCGAGGUCUCGGUCAGGCGGAACACUUCUCCAUCUAGCUGUGGACAGGAGGACGCCCGUUGACGAUUUUCACACAAGCUCGGUUUGCCAGUUUCCGUGUACCCGGACGACGCGGCUGCUACUCGAUUGCGGCGCCGACGUGGACACAGCUGAUGAGGCCCAGCAGACUCCGCUGCAUAUCGCGCUGCUCUCCUACCAGUUCAUGGCCGAAGGCGUAGAAGGCGAGGCGGCGGGCCAGUGGAGCGAGGCGCUGUGCGGCUGUGUGUGUGAGUUACUGACGCGGGGAGCACACGUGGACGCGGUGGACUACGGCGGAAUGACGCCCCUACUGGCAUCCAUUGGCGGUCCGGCGGAGAGCCUGGUUCGGUCGGCGCUAAAUCCUCGGCUUUCGUGUCUGGCCGCCACAGCCCUGGCGCUCCACAGGACAAAGUUUGACCCACAGCAAGUCCCUCGUUCUCUUCACGACUUCCUGGUCAUGCACGGGGUAUACCCAAUGUGAGACUUCCUUGGUAUCCCGGCGAUCUGCUAUCGAGUGAGUCCUACGGUGGUUACAAGACGGAUAAGCUAGAGGUUUCAUCGAAAGCCCCUAUAAAAAUCAUUGAUUUCAAUGGUUGGUUCAAAAUGUUUAGUUAUUCUGGAAGUCUAGGAGGCCUAUUAGUGCUGAUGAGUGUGCGAUUCAUUUGAUGGUGGCUAAUUGUUAUAGUUAUUAAGGUUUAAUGUUUUAAAUAGUUUACCACCAGGUAUACUACUCAUAUGCCUUCAUAAGCGCUUUAUUAAAUAACUAUCAAGAAUAUAGAAAAUAAAACGGAGCCAGUCUUAUGUAACGUCAAGUUCUGAGACUUAAAUGCAAACAAAAUAGUUAUUUUGUCUUCGAUUCUAGGUAUAUAAUACAAUAUGUCUACAUUUAGGUAGAUAUUGCAUAUAUUUUAGAUUAAAUAUUUUAGUCCGGUGUCGAAGCAGAGAAUUUUGCACAUUAAUUGCCAAUUACGUCUAAUCUUACGUGACGAUAGUAGAGAUAGUAGAGUAAGAUAGUAGAGUGACGUAGCGGUACGCGACAAAGUCAUAAUCUAAUAAUAUAAAUUUAUGAAUAUCACAUAUGUAGUUUAUAUUGUUUCAAUUUAUCAAAUAUUUUUAUUAAAAUUAAUAAUAAAUAAAAUGUUUAUCUUCAUGCGCUUGCAUUAAAUGUUUCUUAUUUAUAAUUGACAAAUAGUGUUAUUAAGCAAGUCAACGACCGAAAAUCGCGCGAUUGUGCUGUUAUCAGGAGGUUUUUAUAAAAAUCGAAAGCCGAAGUUUCGUCCGAAACGAAAGAACGACGAACUUCAAAAUAAAUCCUUUUGCCAAAGUACUACUGAUCCGAAUGGUACGGAUGGAUUUCUUUUCGGAACCAUAGACAUAACGCUAAAAAGUGAAGUUGUAGUUACGACCUUAUUAAUCUCAAACAACGAAAAAGUAAAUGCCAAGUGAAUUUCGGAAUAAGAUAAAACGCGUACACCUUUCUUAAAGGCCCACAACUCUCCUGUGAUUCCUCUGGUGUUGCAAGAGAAUGUGGGCGGCGGUGAUCACUUAACACCAGUUGACCCGUACGCUCGUUUGUCCCUCCUUUUCCAUAAAAAAACGAAAGACAAAAUGUCUAAUCGCGAACUUCGUAUCGAUCUUCUGAUCCGAAACACUAUCGUAAUAGGAAAAUGCAUGAUCCGUCAAACGAAACUUCGUAUUUCGAUUUUGGUAAUAGCGCUCCAGUAUAUUGUUUAGACAUCCGUCCGCUGACGUCAUUAAAACAUGGCGGCGCAAUAGAAAUUUCCGGAGUUGUAGGUUAUUGGACGAAAGUUUACCCACGUGCAGGCUGAAAUCUGUGCGAUUGAAUUUACAAACGACAUGUGUGUACAAUAAUUAUGACGUGGUCUAUAGUUUGAUCAUUAAAAAUGAUUCUUGAAAAUAUGACCUAUAUAAAUAUAUUAAAAAUAUCUUAUAUUACAUCUAGUAAAGAUAGUUAAACAAGCACUAUUGGUAUAUUUCUUAAUUGUUAUAAUACACUAUACUUAUUAUUAUAUUAUAUUAUAUUAACAUGGUUGUUUUUACAAGUUUCAAUAAUGACUUGGAAUUUUAAUUUUUUUUUAAUUUACCGCCACUUAGAGGAAGUUUAAAAAUGUUAUUUAUAUUGGGAUGGAUAGAUGUCUAUGUCAACGAAUCUCAUGUUUCAGAUAGGUUAGAUGUUAGCCGUGAUUUAAUUCGUUAAUGUUGAUUAAUGAUGCUGGUAUUAUCGCACAAAUCGUUUAAAGUUUUGCAUUACCUUUAAACAGACUUUCUUGAACAGUAAUGGUCACUAUUAUGUGUCACCAAAUUUUGUGUUUGAAAUAAUAAUUGUAUUUUAUGCAUGUUUGUAUUAACUGACUAUAAUUUUGUAGUCUCUUAAGCAGUUUGUAUACUUUUUAUGUAAAUUAAUUGAUCUCUGCUUAGCGGGCGUACCAUAAAAAAGAAAAAUAAAUCGAAAACUCAAUCUCAUAAGUUUACUACCUUAUAAGGGGUUUCAAAGUAAACAUAAUGCUGUGUUGUGUGCCAUUGUGGCGAAGCCACUUCUGAAAAUAUUUUUGCGUUAAAAAGAUUUCGAUGUCCGGGUUUCGUGGUAUUUUUUUAUGAUCUUCCUGAUUUUAUGUAUUAAGUGCCAAGUAAAUCAAAGAAAAUAUAUAUAUAUAUAUAUA